AUGUACUCGGUAAAAGAUUACCUUCUCAUUGCUGGAAUUUGCCAGCUGUACAAGAAUGAUGUCGUUGCUAUCAACAACGCAUUAGACCGAUACAAGGACCUCGAUCCGACAUUUUCCAGAACAUGGCAAUACAGAUUUGUAGUGGAUUUAGCUGCUGCCAUUGACAAGGAAGAUACGGCCAAGUUCGCUGAUGCAGUCAAGGAAUAUGAUAGGGUUACCCACCUGGAUGCUUGGAUUACAACACUCCUAUUGAGAGUGGAGGAAGCCUUGAAGGCCAAAGAGCUCCAGGAGGUUUCGCAGGGUAUUGCUACUUGA
Molecule: messenger RNA, 315 nt
Organism: Striga hermonthica
Lineage: Eukaryota; Viridiplantae; Streptophyta; Magnoliopsida; Lamiales; Orobanchaceae
Source: the annotation of a GenBank genome assembly